AUGGGCCUAGGUCCAACUAUAUUACUGAUGGGCCUAGGGCCAACUAUACUACUGAUGGGCCUAGGGCCAACUAUACUACUGAUGGGCCUAGGUCCAACUAUAUUACUGAUGGGCCUAGGUCCAACUAUACUACUGAUGGGCCUAGGUCCAACUAUACUACUGAUGGGCCUAGGGCCAAUUAUACUACUGAUGGGCCUAGGUCCAACUAUAUUACUGAUGGGCCUAGGGCCAACUAUACUACUGAUGGGCCUAGGGCCAACUAUAUUACUGAUGGGCCUAGGGCCAACUAUAUUACUGAUGGGCCUAGGGCCAACUAUACUACUGAUGGGCCUAGAGCCAACUAUAUUACUGAUGGGCCUAGGGCCAAUUAUACUACUGAUGGGCCUAGGUCCAACUAUACUACUGAUGGGCCUAGGGCCAACUAUACUACUGCCAUCCAGUUGUAACCCUCUCACCAGACUAGUUUAGAUCAGCAUGGGAACAAAGGUGACAUCUCAGUAAAUGAACUUCUUACACCAUCAGGCUGACUUCAGAGUAGGGAUGUGCACAGUUAUUCGAAUAUUCAAAUAUCCGAACGGACGUUACUAUUCAAAGACAUUUUUACAUUUUUUACAUUUUACAUUUUAGUAAUUUAGCAGACGCUCUUAUCCAGAGCGACUUACAAUUAGUGAGUGCAUAAAUUUUUCAUACUUGUGUGAGUAUUCAUUUUUGUGAGAAAAAAAAGGUGUCUUUUAUACAGGUAACGAGCUGAGAUUAGGAGCACAGGGAGUGCUCCUAAUCUCAGCUUGUUACCUGUAUAAAAGACACCUGUCCACAGAAGCAAUCAAUCAGAUUCCAAACUCUCCACCAUGGCCAAGACCAAAGAGCUCUCCAAGGAUGUCAGGGACAAGAUUGUAGACCUACACAAGGCUGGAAUGGGCUACAAGACCAUCGCCAAGCAGCUUGGUGAGAAGGUGACAACAGUUGGUGCAAUUAUUCACAAAUAGAAGAAACACAAAAGACCUGUCAAUCUCCCUCGGCCUGGGGCUCCAUGCAAGAUCUCACCUCGUGGAGUUGCAAUGAUCAUGAGAACGGUGAGGAAUCAGCCCAGAACUACACUGGAGGAUCUUGUCAAUGAUCUCAAGGCAGCUGGGACCAUAGUCACCAAGAAAACAAUUGGUAACACUACGCCGUGAAGGACUGAAAUCCUGCAGCGCCCGCAAGGUCCCCCUGCUCAAGAAAGCACAUAUACAGGGCCGUCUGAAGUUUGCCAAUGAACAUCUGAAUGAUUCAGUCUUUGUCAGUGGGCAAACGUACAAAAUCAGCAGGGGAUCAAAUACUUUUUUCCCUCACUGUACAAGGAUAUACGUGACAUUUCAAAUUAUGAAUAAAACAAUAAACUGUGGUUUUUAUGACGUGCACAGUGCACCUUCACAUGUAGCAUGUUGUUUAUGUUAGCCAUCAAAGCGGCAAAGAGCCUCAAUGUGUAGCAAGUGGAGUGAGAGUUCACUAAUGCAAUGCAAGAAGGAAUAAAAUGACAGAAUUAAAGUUUGCGAAAUGAGAAGGAGUAGGCUACAAUGAGCAACCAACAGGUAGGCUUUGUUUAAUCUAAUGUGGUUGGGGAGAAGGCGUAGCAUGUGGCCUCAAUUAGCCUAGCUAGCUCUAGGCUAGUCCGGUCAAGACAGUCAUUGUUAUAUGGGAUGAUAAAUAACAUUGUUGCUGCUACAAGUUAAAAAGUUAAGUUGCCUUGGCGUCUCUCUCUCUCUUCCUCCGUCUGCGCUGACUUGCUCCCAUCUCAUACAUUAUAAACUGGCCCAUUCACAGCAGCAGCAAUAGAGCGCAGCAGUGCUCAGGUUAAAAGCGUAAGUUAAAAAAACACAUGUAUUUUGAAUAUCCGGAUAUCCGACAAAAAUUCAUGAUUCUAUUUUAAUAGUGAAAAUAUUUAUAAUCCCCAGCCCUACUUCAGAGCCUCAGAGCCGGACCACCAGUCAGCCCAGCGUAAACAUUACAGAGCCCUUCGUCCACAGCUCAGAGGCGGGGGUGUAAUAUGGGAUGGGAGGUCUAUGUUGAGGUGUGGGGGGGGUCAUAAUGGAUGUCUUCACCAAGGGGUCGGGGGGGGGGGGGGGGGGGGUAUUACCCUCCACUAGGCUGUGGCCAUGCGGUGAUCUCCACAUGGUUACGCCAGAGGCCGGCCUUCUCUCACCUCAGCAACCUCCUCAGCAUCACAGAGCCUACAAUCCAUCAUGGAGGCCAGUCACUAUCUUUCAAACGGUCUUAGUCGCUAAGCCUCCUGCUGUGUAGUCUCAUUUCCCCCUGACACUCUCCUGAAAACUCCCUUUAACACACACACACUCACACAAACACACUCACACAUCAACCUCCUCUGUGAGCAGUCAUUUCUCAUUCCUCUGUCCAAAGCCACUGACUUUUCCCUGGGAGCGCAUUCUUCACACAUCCAACAGUGUGACAACCACCAUUAAGGCCCCAUUCCUCAAACACACGGAAGUGUCACAACACAUUAGGGCCUGAGCAGACACCAGCGUACACACAAUGGUGCCAUAGAUGAACCGCAUUACCCACACUCCCUCACUCAUCACCUUCAGAACCUAACCUUUUAUUAACCAGGUCGCCCAGCUGUGAUGACUAAUCUCUCUGUCAGACCCCGCCACGAUCAGGAAAGCAUUUGCUUAGGACUCCUUUUCUCCAAACGGCCCCAAUAACACAGUCGCUAUAGGGAGAUCCAAGCGCAUUUACAUCACACAUUCCUACAGCAAAUACACAAUCCCUGAAUAGGAAUGCAUGUUAAAAUGAAACAGGCAAGAAUCACAACCCGAUUGGGCCCUCUCAGUGGGGUGCAUGUUAUCACAGUUAGGUUUCCCAUCGCUACAGAGGAGCUCAAGUGUUCCAAACGGAGCAUGUGUUUUUUACAUGACUGCGGAAUAGCAAUAUGCCUUACCUGGGGUUGCUGUGAGCAUUAGUGCGUGCCAAGCUAAAACAUUCCCAUAAGUAAUUUGUGCUUUACGUUGCAGGAGGACAGUAAAGCUUUUUUCCACUGCUUGUUUAUCCAUUAGUGCAGGAGAGCAGAACGUUUCAGAACGUUCCCCGCAUGUUUGUUUGUGCAUGAGGUUUAGGACAGUAGAACCUCGCUCUCUCUGUAAGCCUGAGAAUCACCAUGCAACCAUUUUCUCUUUUUAUGUUUGGACAUUAACCAAAGUUGUAGACACUCAAAAAGCCUCUCCUAUUGUAUACAGUCCAUAGAGUAGGGAAAGACUUGGUUGUUUCCACAUUCCAAUACAGGACAUAAACUGUUUCCCUGUGUAUGCUACUUUCCAUUCACAUCAGGAGUGCAGACUGUCGUUAGUGUUAGCGAUUAGCCUACUGAGGUAUAUUAUGAUGUGACUGCUGCCUGAGGGCCUUAUUGAAUACAGGGGCCCUUGGGGAGUAAAUGAGGGGCCCCUCGGGGACCGACCCGCGGCUAUUUCUCCACACCACAUGACUCAUGCUCUCUGAUUUAUAUGUCAAACGUCCAUCUUUCCCUGUGUCUGGGCCAGGCAGGAUGAAAAGCGUCAGGGGAGUGGGGGGGGGGGGGGGGGGGGGGGGGGGGGGGGGGGUAGGGGACAGAAGCCCUGUCCGCACCAUCGAGGGCCAGGAGAGGGAAGUCUAUUGGGAGUUUGGGGGAGGAAGGUGGAGACAGAGGGUAAGUGAAAAAUGCCCCUCUGAUGUCUCUGUAUCUAAAGCCCUUGGUAACAGUUUAUCAGUGGGGAUUAAAUAGCGGCUGAGUUUCAGAGUUUCACUGUAAGCUUAUGCCCCCACAACCCAGACUCCCCUCCGGCCUUCACCUCUCAGCUGCUGGGAGAUGAAUCAGGAGCAUGCUGGAGGUAGGGGACCAGGAGCAGGGCCAGGCUGAAGCCAGGACCCAGGGGGAGGACACCCAGGCCAGGCUGGAACGUGCCUCCAUGCUGGGUCCUGGGCUUACUGCCUGAUUGCUGGUCAUUACCCCCUCAUUACUGGGUCGGACAACCAACUCACACAAUGAAUGUUAAGGUGUGUGCGUUUGUGUGUGUGUGUGUGUGUUUGUGUGUGUAUUUGUGUGUGCGUUUGUGUGUGUGUUUGUGUGUGUGUGUUUGUGUGUGCGUUUGUCUGUGUGUUUGUGUGUAUGUGUGUGUAUGUUUGUGAGUGUGCAACACAAGCAUCAGGUUGCUGACAUCCAGUAAUGACGGAUGGUCUGAAGAUCAUAAAAGACAAAGGGGCAGAAACAGACCCAGGUAUACACACAAAGACAUACACACCAACAAAAUAUCCUGUAUCUAUUCCCACUCACACAAGAACUUCCACACGUAUGUCCACAAGCAUGCAGGCCACGGUGAUUGCACUGCCCUUCUCCUAAACAGAUUAGGUUAGUCUGGAACCAAUUUUCCUCUCUGGGCUGCGGGGUGCAGGCGACCCUUCACAGAGCACGCUCUGUUUGGACACGGAUAAUCAGCACUGAUCACUCCACGAGCAGGGGGCUGCAGGAGAGGGGAGGGGUGGGGCAGGGGGAUACCACACCUCAUAGGAUGAAUGGUCAUGGAGAGAUAAUGCAAUAAUAUAAGGCUAGAGGCUAUACUGCCCUACAAAUGCAAAACGCAGUAACUACGUAAAUUGUUUUACUGCUAAAUCUGACUUCAACAUCUUUUUCUGUCUAGACAAACAGUAAUUUCUGAUACUCCAUGCUAUAUUCUGAUCAACUGGCUUUUCCUUGUGUCAGGAAAUGAAAUACCACAUUAAUCAGAUAAUAAACCUGGCCAUUACAACAGAUCAAAGAUUUUUUACCUGCGUUUUCAAAUCAAAUCAAAUCAAAUCAAAUUUUAUUGGUCACAUGCGCCGAAUACAACAAGUGCAGACAUUACAGUGAAAUGCUUACUUACAGCCCUUAACCAACAGUGCAUUUAUUUUUAACAAAGAAAGUAAAAAUAAAACAACAACAAAAAAAGUGUUGAGAAAAAAAAGAGCAGAAGUAAAAUAAAGUGACAGUAGGGAGGCUAUAUAUACAGGGGGGUACCGUUGCAGAGUCAAUGUGCGGGGGCACCGGCUAGUUGAGGUAAUUGAGGUAAUAUGUACAUGUGGGUAGAGUUAAAGUGACUAUGCAUAAAUAAUUAACAGAGUAGCAGCAGCGUAAAAAGGAUGGGGUGGGGGGGCAGUGCAAAUAGUCUGGGUAGCCAUGAUUAGCUGUUCAGGAGUCUUAUGGCUUGGGUGUAGAAGCUGUUGAGAAGUCUUUUGGACCUAGACUUGGCACUCCGGUACCGCUUGCCGUGCGGUAGCAGAGAGAACAGUCUAUGACUAGGGUGGCUGGAGUCUUUGACAAUUUUGAGGGCCUUCCUCUGACACCGCCUGGUAUAGAGGUCCUGGAUGGCAGGAAGCUUGGCCCCAGUGAUGUACUGGGCCGUACGCACUACCCUCUGUAGUGCCUUGUGGUCGGAGGCCAAGCAGUUGCCAUACCAGGCGGUGAUGCAACCAGUCAGGAUGCUCUCGAUGGUGCAGCUGUAUAAUUUUUUGAGGAUCUGAGGACCCAUGCCAAAUCUUUUCAGUCUCCUGAGGGGGAAUAGGCUUUGUCGUGCCCUCUUCACGACUGUCUUGGUGUGUUUGGACCAUGAUAGUUCGUUGGUGAUGUGGACACCAAGGAACUUGAAGCUCUUUGUAGGGCAGUAUAGUAGGUGAUGUAACCACAGAUGUAGGUUAUAGUUUAACCACAUAGAAAGGGUUACGUUAUUACAUGAUCACAUAUACAGGAUGUAUGACCAUGGAUGAGGGAGAGGUGACCGUGAAGAGGAGGUCCAUAUGACCAUACAGAUCUAAAUACCUCAAAAUCAUGUAUGACCAUGACCGCAGGGGAUAAGGGAUAGAUCGAGUAACGUUACUUUAAAAGGUUCCAGAGAGUUUAGUCUUUUAACCUCCUAAAACAUCCCCCCCAAGAUCAUUCAUUUCAAGUAAUUUGGGGGUUUUCAGUAUAAAUGAAAUAUGUUCUGUGGAAAGGGUUCAAGUGUAGAGCAAUCCUUAUGACAAGACUGACUAUGUAUCCUUCAACACCAAUCCACUGGCUGUGUGUUGUCACUACACUUUAUAUAUACAUCAGCACCCCUCCGCUGUCUGCAACCUGCCUGCUGUGUGGAGAGGAGAUACGUCUUCAUUGGUCGUAAAUGAAAGCUCAUUUAAGUUCAGAGUGUGUUUCAUAUGAAACGAGAACAAGCCAGUCCCUGGAAACACAUGUUGCCUUGUGAUAACCCUGUCAUAAAUCUAAACUUGAAAGUUUCAAGUUCAAACCUCUUGGAAAAUAUAUGAAUCUGGGCUUGGAGGGAACUGGAUCAUAAAAGUAUCCAACGGAGUAUGAAGAUCAUGUCUGUCCACAGAUAAAUAAGUUGGUCUCUUGGGUAAAAAAACAUGUACUGAAGCUGUGGACGGGUCUAACUGCUCAUGCUCAGUACGUCCACUUUGCAGUGUGACGUCUACAGCUCUCUCUAAGCCAAUGGUUUUCCCUCAGGUUAGAGGUCACGUUUUGUUUUGUCUUACUUUCUAAUGACCUCUACUCAUUGUUCUACAGCGGGAGUACGGGAUGCACCUCUGACCAGGGAGAAACCUCAUCCAACUGGGCCAACUGGGACCCAGUACUGUCACAGUUACACCUGUGGGAUAUUCAGUAAGUAUGGG
This is a messenger RNA of Coregonus sp. 'balchen', 6663 nucleotides long. NCBI's taxonomy places the organism in Eukaryota, Metazoa, Chordata, Actinopteri, Salmoniformes, Salmonidae. The record is from the annotation of a GenBank genome assembly.